Molecule: messenger RNA, 651 nt
Organism: Besnoitia besnoiti
Lineage: Eukaryota; Apicomplexa; Conoidasida; Eucoccidiorida; Sarcocystidae
Exons: 6
Coding region: 1-651 (216 amino acids)
Source: RefSeq, a predicted model, not a curated record
AUGGCGUCCUUUAAACUUACAUUGAUGGUCACCGUUGCCACUCUUUCCAGUCUCGACACAGCUGCUGCUUUGAGAGGUCUCGAGGCUGGUGCUGGUGCUGCCAGAGGGCCGACUACUGUCCUACCAGUUUGCAGCGCUGUCAGUCUGGGCUCGUUACACAUCGACAUGAUAACUGCAGGAUGCACAGGGAACGAAGCCAGGAGGGUCUGUUCCGUUGGUGUAUCCAAUCCCGGUGGAUACCCUCUGUGUGAAGAACUAGAAGCAGAGACGUGCGGCUCCGACUGCAACUGCUGGAGUACGUGCACUGAUCAUGCGUGCAACCCCGACUCCCUAUCGGCGGGUAUGUUUUUACCUUCCUCCAUUGCUCCUUGUAAAUCUUACAUGAGCUGGUGCAGGUUUCUUUUUUAUCUACAGCGCUACCUUUGUAAAGCAGGCACAACAGGCUCAGAAAGCGAUGAAGAAAAUAUGGUACACGGGUCAACCAAACAGGCCAAUAGUAGCCUUGCAGCGAGGUGGCCAACCUUAAAAAGGACUGCCCAAGACUCAAGCAUUCUUACACCCCAACCGGAGCACACCAAUUUCGUGCGGCACGCUUGGCUCUGUAGCUCUCUCGCUAUCCCGGAAGCUACUAGAAAGGAUGGCGGCUUCUGA